AUGAAAGGAAUCAUAUCCGCAUUUUUCUUUGUGGCCGCCGCAUUGGGCGCAAAUUUCAAUCAGCCGGUCUUGUGGGAGGACCUGGCUGAUCUCGAUAUCUUCCGAGUGGAUGAUACGUUUUACUAUUCCGCAUCAACUAUGCAUUACUCUCCCGGUGCUCCUAUUCUACAGUCGUAUGAUCUAGUCAACUGGGAAUUCGUCGGACAUUCUGUGCCUACAUUGGACUGGGGCUCUAUCUAUAACCUGGACGGGGGACAGGCCUACGUCAAAGGUAUCUGGGCUUCGACCCUCAGAUAUCGUAAGAGCAACGGCUUGUGGUACUGGAUUGGGUGCAUCCAGUUCAGUACAACAUAUAUCUACACUGCUCCUUCGGUGACAGGGCCCUGGACAAAGAGUGGUGUUAUCAAUACCUGUUACUACGAUUGCAGCUUGCUCAUCGAUGAUGACGAUACAAUGUAUGUGGCGUACGGAGGGACCACCAUCUCCGUCGCCCAGCUCUCUUCCAACGGGCUCAGUCAGGUGAAAGCACAGCAGGUCUUCCAGUCCACAAUCGGAGCCAUUGAGGGAUCGCGGUUCUAUAAGAUCAACGGCGAAUACUACAUCUUCAACACUCUUCCUGCCAAUGCCGAGUAUGUUCUCAAGGCAAGCAGCCCAUGGGGGCCGUACACUCAAAAACUACUCUUAAAGGACAUUGCAACGCCUAUCACCGGCGGUGGUGUGCCCCAUCAGGGUGGCAUUGUCGACACCCCGGCAGGGAACUGGUACUACAUGGCCUUUGUCGACAGCUAUCCAGGAGGCAGAGUCCCCGUUCUCGCCCCGAUUACCUGGGGCACUGACGGGUUCCCAGUGCUGACUACAGUAAACGGGGGCUGGGGAACCCAGUAUCCAUAUCCUUUGACACCUCGUACCCUGGCCUCCCCUACCGGAAAAGACACAUUCCAGGGCAGCACAUUGGGCCCUCAAUGGGAAUGGAACCACAACCCAGACCCUAACUACUACAGCGUCAACAACGGACUGACACUGAAAGCUGCCACUGUGACCAACAACCUCUACGCAGCCCGAAACACCCUGACGCACCGGAUCCUGGGCCCGGACUCCACAGCAACAAUCGAGCUGGCCAUCAGCAACACGAAACCCGGAGACCGGAGCGGACUCGCCAUGCUCCGCGACUCGUCCGCGUAUGUCGCCGUCAUCAACAACAGCGGCGUCUUCCGCGUGAGCAUGGUCGCGGGUCUCACAAUGGACGGCAAUUGGAACACCCUCUCAACAGGCUCCGAGGUCGCGGGCGUCAACCUUUCCGGAAGCCCGUCCAAGAUCUGGCUGCGCGCAUACGCCAACAUCCAGCCCGGCAGCGGCAGGACGGCUACAUUCUACUAUAGCACCGAUGGCUCCAGCUUCCACUCCAUUGGAACACCAUAUACGCUGAAUAAUACCUGGCAGUUCUUCAUGGGCUACCGGUACGGUAUCUUCAACUAUGCUACUGCAUCUCUUGGUGGAAGCGUGCUGGUUAGCUCUUUCGAGAUGGAAAGUGGCGCUCCGUCUUCAGGCACGACCACGGCCACGACCACUACGACCUCACAACAGAGCACCAUCACCACUACUCCGACUGCUGGGGCUACUCAAACCAAAUGGGGCCAGUGUGGUGGCAGCGGCUGGACGGGCCCUACCGCUUGUGCGAGUGGCUCCACAUGCUCAUCGGCGAAUCCGUGGUAUUCCCAAUGUUUGUGA
This is a messenger RNA of Aspergillus thermomutatus, 1728 nucleotides long. RefSeq names its product putative xylosidase/glycosyl hydrolase. Gene Ontology annotation, molecular function: hydrolase activity, hydrolyzing O-glycosyl compounds; cellulose binding. The record is from RefSeq and is a predicted model, not a curated record. Gene Ontology annotation, biological process: carbohydrate metabolic process. NCBI's taxonomy places the organism in Eukaryota, Fungi, Ascomycota, Eurotiomycetes, Eurotiales, Aspergillaceae. Gene Ontology annotation, cellular component: extracellular region. The transcript is spliced from 2 exons. Bases 1 to 1728 code for a protein of 575 amino acids.